Messenger RNA from Chanos chanos (milkfish), 594 nucleotides. Its product is annotated as neuroglobin-like. The record is from RefSeq and is a predicted model, not a curated record. Lineage: Eukaryota; Metazoa; Chordata; Actinopteri; Gonorynchiformes; Chanidae. Gene Ontology annotation, molecular function: oxygen binding; heme binding. Bases 1 to 594 code for a protein of 197 amino acids. The transcript has 5 exons.
AUGGGAUGCGCAAUAUCUGGUUUGGCGCCGAAACCAGUUGGGGACCCUGUGGAUGAGGUGUUGACAGUGCAUCUUACAGAUGAACAGAAGGAGAGGAUCAGAGAUUCUUGGAAAAUUAUUCAGGAAGAUAUCUCUAAGGCGGGCAUUAUCAUGUUUGUCAGGCUGUUCGAAAGCCAUCCAGAGUGCAAAGAUGUUUUCUUUGAAUUUCGAAACGUGGAGGACCCUGAAAUGUUGCGCACAAGCAAGGAGCUGCGAGCACACGGCCUCCGGGUAAUGUCUUUUAUAGAGAAAAGUGUGGCCAGGAUCAAUCAGAAUGAACGUCUGGAGCAGUUAGCUUUGGACUUAGGACGGAAGCACUACCGUUAUAAUUCAUCACCAAAGUACUAUGCGUAUGUUGGUGUAGAGUUCAUUCAUGCUGUCAAGCCAAUUCUAAAAGAAAGCUGGACUCCUGAGUUGGAGGAAGCAUGGAAGGCUUUAUUUCUGUACAUAACGAGGAUGAUGAAACAGGGUUAUGUGGAAGAGGAGAGGAAACAACGUAAUGCCAUGGCUGAACCCUCUAAAGAAAAGCCAGAGAGGGGCCUCAAUGCCAUCUAA